Messenger RNA from Hyaloscypha bicolor E, 2152 nucleotides. RefSeq lists its product as uncharacterized. The record is from RefSeq and is a predicted model, not a curated record. The transcript has 4 exons. Bases 1 to 1986 code for a protein of 661 amino acids. NCBI's taxonomy places the organism in Eukaryota, Fungi, Ascomycota, Leotiomycetes, Helotiales, Hyaloscyphaceae.
AUGACUAGAGCAAAGCCUUUCCCGAGGAGGGUUUUCCCAACGAUGUUCGCUACACAUCGCCAUAUACUGGUUGGAUCCGCUCCGGGGGAGCCCUGUUUUUCCAAAAACCUUCAGACCACGCAAAUGCGCCUACUUGCAAGGAUGUUGCUGCAUCCAUUCUAUGUUCUACGCGAGUUCGGCGUCCAGUUAUCCCGCUGUGUUAUCGAGAAUCUUGGAAAUAUGCGAAGUUUCUAUGGGUUUCUUCAAGAAAUACAGCUCGAUCCUGAUGAUAUAACCCAAAUUGUCGACCUCGGCUCUCUCAAACCCUUCCUCCUCCUGGCUUCAUCUAUUAUAGAAAGCAGCCUCUGUGCAUCCAUUGUCUUUGCCAUUGACAAUGUGGAGGAAAUAUGGAAUAGAAGUCAGGAGAACGGGCUCUACAGCGCCCUCUAUCAUCUAUGCGACACACAUCCGACGUUUUGCCGGGUCGCUUUUACUGGUACAGCAGACCAUGGCCUUGGUGCUCUUACACCGUUGGUCAAAAGGGUAAAGCGCGAUGCGGAAUAUCAAGAGUGCCUGAGUUGCCUAUAUUUCGAUAGGCAAUAUUCCCGUCGCGAAGAAAUCGCUGAUCCAACUCCUGGAACAACAGAAUGGAUAUGGACGCAUCCGUCGUAUCUUGCUUGUGAGCAACAAGAUUGUGGAAACCUAUGGAUUCAGGGCAAACCUGGAAGCGGUAAAUCGGUGCUUCCUAAGAGCAUACUCGACCACCAAAAUCCUAGCAAACAGACACCCCAAUCGUCCAGAAAACGAAAGUUGAAUGUGGUAGACACUCUUAUGUGUGACUGGUUCUACAGUACCCGCGGUGGCGAAAUCCUCAUGGCUCACAAAUCACUGAUGCAGUCCUUAUUGUAUCAACUGCUUCUUCAAUCGCCCCCUCUCUUCCGAUACUUCAGAAGCAUCUCUCGGCAGCACCCACCGCUGUCUAAAGAUUGGGUUACCGUGGAAUCAAUGCUUGGGCUCCUGAAGGCAAUUUCUACUACAGGGAUACGAAUGAUCUGCGUUGUGGAUGCCAUGGACGAAUCAGAGGAUGUAUAUGCCGCAGAGGAACAGAGAAGAACUGUCCUCUCUCAAUUCAGCCUCAUUGCUUCGGAAUGUUCUACAUCCAAGAUGAAGCUUUUGAUCCUGGGUCGUCCUUCGCCAGAUAUAGAAACACAUUUCUGGAGCCAUUAUCGCCGCCAUGAGAAUCUGCAGUUCAUCAUUUUCGAGCACGAGAACACAGAUGAUAUUCAGAAGAUAAUUGAAUCUGGGGUCGGCUCUGUCCGCAGAGCCAUGCAUUCGUUCACGGAUCACUACGAUAACAAUAAGUUUUCCUCUGGCCAGGGCCAUGCGAAGCAAAGGGUUGAAACACCGCAGCAGAGAAGAUCCCGUGAGCAAGAGGAGAAAGAGUGCCAGAAGAUGAAGUCCUACCUCGAAAGCCACGCCAACGGCGUAAUAUUGUGGGUGACAGUCAUUCUUUCUAUUCUAAACACAGAAGUCGAAUCACGGGCUUUCACAUUUCGCCGACUACAUGAAAAGAUGGAGAAGCUACCUAGAGCCCUGCGAUCCCUCCACGCAAGUAUUAUCCGGGAUCUCUCUUCAAAACUGGAUGGACAUGGAUGGCGCACGGCACGCAAGGCCCUGAUGUGGGUCAGUGGUGCCAACACUUUCCAUUCACUUACCGCCAUUCAAUUGCGCGAGGCACUGGCAAUACCCGAGGGGGUCUCUGAGCUUGUUGAGCAAGAUGACCCUAUCGAGCCGAACCUCAUUCCAAUCGAUGAAUGGACUGAAUUCCGCUAUCAUCUACGGAAGUUGUGUAGGCCUCUGAUCGAGAUAAUCAGACCUGCUGCACAACGAAGGGUUGUUCAGGGGGAGAAUGCAAUUGAAGUGAAGAACUUCCUGGCGGAUCCCGUGGCCUCAGAAGGCCUUUUCUUCACUGGAAAGGACGCCAUUCAAAGACUUCGAGACGAUUAGUAGACCUACAUUGCAGUUGUUCUACCGAAAUCUCAGACCCCUUACACGCCCUUCCUUUCAAAAGCAGGCACAACAUGGACUGAUAAUGCAAGCGAUAUUUUGAGUUAUAUCGGUAACCGGGUGUUGUUGUCCUUCAUCCUUGUUGCUUUUCCGGACGAGUCUUCCA